GUGGAAACGCCGAGGACAGGAAGUGACGGGUUCAAAGGUGAUGUGUUGUUGAGUUAGUGUUGUCAAGAUGUCGGGCCACGAUCAGCUCGUCCACUGCCUGUGCGAGUUAACCGGCUUGCUGUGGAAGUUGCUGCUGCCCCUGGUGUUCCUGUGUGUGCUGCUGAUCGCGGUCCUGGUGCUGCUGGUGCUGGCCGUGCGUCUGUGGCUGCAGAGCAUCAGGAAUGCUCGGCGGGCGAGAGACAACCGUCCGACCGUGGCCUUCUUCCACCCAUACUGCAACGCCGGCGGUGGGGGGGAGAGGGUGCUCUGGUGCGCCAUCAGAUCCCUACAGAGCAGGUAUGCAGACAUCAACUUUGUGGUGUACACAGGGGACCAGGGUGUGACGGGCCAGCAGAUUCUGGACGGGGCGCAGCGUCGCUUCAACAUCGUGCUCCCGCGGCCGGUUCACUUUGUUUUCCUGAGGCACCGGCUGCUCGUGGAGCCCGGCCUGUUUCCUCACUUCACCCUGCUGGGACAGAGCGUGGGCUCCAUUUUCCUGGGAUGGGAGGCGCUGACGGAGUUCGUCCCGGACCUUUACAUCGACUCCAUGGGCUACGCCUUCACGCUGCCGUUGUUUCGUUACUUGGGAGGCUGCAGCGUGGGGAGCUACGUUCACUACCCGACCGUCAGCACUGACAUGCUGUCUGUAGUGAGAGAGAGGAACCCCAGGUUCAACAACCCAGACUACGUCACCAACAAUCUGUUCCUGAGUGCCUUCAAGGUGGUCUACUACUGCCUCUUCGCCCUGCUCUACGGCAUGGCCGGCUCCUGCAGCGACCUCAUCAUGGUCAACUCCUCCUGGACCCUCGACCACAUCCUUUCACUGUGGCGUGCGCCCAACCGCACCCACGUGGUCUACCCACCCUGUGACGUCAGUGCCUUCCUGGACAUCCCGCUGGAGGAGGACGGAGACAAGAAGCAGCACUCGAUCGUUUCCGUCGGGCAGUUCCGGCCCGAGAAGGACCACCGGCUGCAGAUCAGAGCCUUCAAGAAGGUGCUGGACGGGAGGAGGGCGGGCGCGGGGGGCAGGGAGGCGCUGAAGCUGGUUCUGGUCGGCGGGUGCAGGAACCAGGAGGAUGAGGACAGGGUGCUCAUGCUGAGGGGGCUGUGCCAGGAGCUGGGUGUAGGUGACAAGGUGGAGUUCAAACUGAAUGUGACCUUCGAGGAGCUGAAGAGCGAGAUGGGGGAAGCCACCAUUGGACUUCACACCAUGUGGAACGAACACUUUGGAAUAGGCGUUGUGGAGUGUAUGGCAGCAGGGAAGGUCAUUCUCGCUCACAAGACCGGCGGCCCCAAGCUCGACAUUGUAAUACCUUUCGAGGGCGGCCAGACGGGCUUCCUGGCCGAAGACGAGGACAGCUACGCCGAGGCGAUAGAGAGGAUCCUGGCCAUGACCCCCGCCAGCCGGCUGGAGCUCAGACGCAACGCCCGCCAGUCGGUGGCUCGCUUCUCAGAUCAGGAGUUUGACGCCUGCUUCCUCGCUGCUAUGGAGCCUCUGAUGGGAACGCUGGAGCGAUGAGGAGAGAGGACUCGCUCUUUGUUGUGUGAUCACGAGAUAUUUGACACCUUGGCUGCACUUGGGGCGGCGUUUUCACCGAAGGACUUUUGUUUGAGAUGAAUACAAAUCAUCCCGCUACGAUUUGCAGUUCUGUCCGAGUUGUUUGUAAAUAGCUUCUGUGAAAUGACAGUUGUACUUCUUAUUUUACAGGAUUCAAUCCUUUUGUUAGUAGUUCCGCUUUUGUUAAAAAAGUGAUUUCAAAGAGUAUAAUAUUUAAUAUGGUGAAUAAAUGGGGAACAAAUGAGUUGUGUAGACAUUCAAAUUGUGUUGUUAGAAUCUCUACAUGCCCAAAAUGUGAAGUAUUUUUGAUAUCGAUGAUUGAAAUAAAGAUGAUGGGAGGAAACGGUCA
Hippoglossus stenolepis (Pacific halibut) is the source of this 1946-nucleotide messenger RNA. It is a transcript of the gene alg11, whose product is annotated as ALG11 alpha-1,2-mannosyltransferase. Gene Ontology annotation, molecular function: GDP-Man:Man(3)GlcNAc(2)-PP-Dol alpha-1,2-mannosyltransferase activity. The coding region runs from base 68 to 1558 and encodes 496 amino acids. Gene Ontology annotation, biological process: protein N-linked glycosylation. Lineage: Eukaryota; Metazoa; Chordata; Actinopteri; Pleuronectiformes; Pleuronectidae. The transcript has 5 exons. Gene Ontology annotation, cellular component: endoplasmic reticulum membrane. The record is from RefSeq and is a predicted model, not a curated record.